This is a messenger RNA of Gadus chalcogrammus (walleye pollock), 5041 nucleotides long. Its product is annotated as estrogen receptor beta-like. Gene Ontology annotation, cellular component: nucleus. The record is from RefSeq and is a predicted model, not a curated record. Gene Ontology annotation, molecular function: zinc ion binding; nuclear receptor activity; sequence-specific DNA binding. NCBI's taxonomy places the organism in Eukaryota, Metazoa, Chordata, Actinopteri, Gadiformes, Gadidae. The transcript has 10 exons. Gene Ontology annotation, biological process: estrogen receptor signaling pathway; regulation of DNA-templated transcription; cellular response to estradiol stimulus. Bases 438 to 2456 code for a protein of 672 amino acids.
AGCGUGAGGGGGGCGUUUGGGAUAGUUUGACGUGCUUUCCCUGCUUGUGUGUGUGUGUGUGUGUGUGUGUGUGUGUGUGUGUGUGUGUGUGUGUGUGUGUGUGUGUGUGUGUGUGUGUGUGUGUGUGUGUGUGUGUGUGUGUGUGUGUGUGGUCAUACUUUCACUUUUGCGCGUCGCUGUUCCGCGUCCCUGUUCGUCUCACUCCGGAGCCUCUCAGUCUGGUUCGGUUCUCAACGGAGACGCACAAGGUUUGGAUCAGGUUCGGAUCAGGUUUCUUCUCAUCUAACCGGAGCGGCUCUCCAGUGUCACCCGAACCGAUGACUGCGUUCACCAGGCGAGACAGGACAUGCCCCCUGUCAGUAAUGUGGUAGAGCCCUGGUCCUAACUGCCACCAUCGUCCUCUUCGCCCCCCCCCCCCCCACCCCCCACCUACCAAGAUGUCCUCCUCAUGCGGCCCCCCCGCCCUGCUCCACCUCCAGGAGGUGGGCUCCCCCAGGACCUCGGAGUGCGUCGGGGCCCCCCUCUACGGGCCCCCGGGGGGCCUGGGCCCUCACACCGUCUGCAUCCCCUCGCCGUACGCGGACUGCAGCCAGGACUACGCCCCGCCCCCCCACGGAGCCCUCACCUUCUACGGCUCCUCCCUCAUGGCCUACGAGCGGCAGCCAAUGGGAGAGCCGGGCUCCGGCUCCGCACCGCCCCUCAGCCCCUCCCUCUUCUGGCCGACGCAGACCCCCCACCAGGAGAUGACGUCGCUGGCGCUGCACGGCGCGCCCCACCCCCCGCCGAUGUACGGGGAGCCCCCCGCCGAGGGCCAGCUUGGGGGGCCCUGGGUGGAGGCCAAGCUCCUGGGGCUGGGCUCCAACAGAUCGCUGCUGUCGUCCAAUAAGAUGGCGGGGAAGCGGCAGGAGGAGAGGCCGCUGGGCGGGUCCGGGGGGCGCGCUGACAUGCACUUCUGCGCCGUGUGCCAGGACUACGCGUCCGGGUACCACUACGGGGUGUGGAGCUGCGAGGGCUGCAAGGCCUUCUUCAAGCGGAGCAUCCAAGGACAUAACGACUACAUCUGCCCGGCCACCAACCAGUGCACCAUCGACAAGAACCGCCGGAAGAGCUGCCAGGCCUGUCGCCUCCGGAAGUGCUACGAAGUGGGCAUGAUGAAGUGUGGGGUGAGGCGCGAGCGCUGCAGCUACCGCGGCGCACGCCAGCGCCGCGCCGCGGGCGUGGACCCGGCGGCGGCGGCGGCGGCGGCAGCAGAGGGAGCGGGAGGGGGGGGCGGCCGGGGCGAGGCCCUGGUGGGGCUGGGGGCCCAGCAGGGGGGGCUCCACCUGACGGGCCCCCUGCUGUCCUUCCUGCCCCCCCUGGGCCAGGCGGAGCACCGCGACCCCCCCGCGAUGAGCCCGGAGCAGUUCAUCAGCUGCAUCAUGGAGGCGGAGCCUCCGGACAUCUACCUGAGGGAGGACCUGAAGAAGCCCUUCAACCAGAGCAGCAUGAUGACGUCACUCACACACCUGGCCGACAAGGAGCUGGUGCUCAUGAUCAGCUGGGCCAAGAAGAUACCUGGCUUUGUGGAGCUGAGUCUAGCCAAUCAGAUCCAGCUGCUGAAGUGCUGCUGGCUGGAGGUCCUGAUGCUGGGCCUGAUGUGGAGGUCCGUGGACCACCCCGGGAAGCUCAUCUUCUCGCCAGACCUCAAGCUCAACAGGGAGGAGGGGAGCUGCGUGGAGGGCAUCAUGGAGAUCUUUGACAUGCUGCUGUCGGCCACGUCCCGCUUCAGGGAGCUCAAUCUGCAGAGGGAGGAGUACGUGUGUCUGAAGGCCAUGAUCCUCCUCAACUCCAACAUGUGCACCAGCGUCCCUGAGACGGUGGAGGAGGUUGAGAGCCGCGGCCGGCUGCUACGGCUGCUGGACCUGGUGAUCGACGCGCUGGUCUGGGCCAUCUCCAAGCUGGGCCUCUCCACCCAGGAGCAGACCCUGCGUCUGGGACACCUCACCAUGCUGCUUUCUCACAUACGCCACGUCAGCAACAAAGGCAUGGACCACCUGUCCACCAUGAAGAGGAAGAACGUGGUGUUCGUCUACGACCUUCUCCUGGAGAUGCUGGACGCCAACACCUCCACCUCCACCUCCAGCGGCGAUCCCAUGACCUCCCCGUCCUCCACCUCUGACGCCUCCUCCCACCAGCCCACUGGGCUGGACCAGCAGGGCUCGGGGGAGUCCGCCAUGAGCACCAGCCCCGAGCAGAGCACCCUCCUCAGUCACACCCAGGACCAGGCCCCGUCCCUGGGGUCCCAGCUCCUGGACCAACCCCCCCAGGGACCUCCUCCACCAGAGCCCCUGGGAGCCUGCCCCGCUAUGGAGGGAGACGGGUUCAUCCACGGGAUGCAGUGGCCGGGAGCGGAGCCUCCACUGGGGGCGGAGCCUGACUACAGUCUGGGUGGGGCCCAGGCCAUGGAGACCAUCUGAGGAACGGGUCCAGGGGCAAGACCCGUUCCAGGGGGAGAAUGGCUCCGACGUAAGCUAGGAAUGAAGAGACUUGGACUGACCCAUUGCGGAACUCUUGGUGGGGUCGGCUUAGCUCAGGAGAUGGAGCAGUUGUCUUGUAACUAGGGUUGCCGCGGUGUGGACAUCUUCACACCGAGUAAUACGCUCGUGUCAACACCGGUAUUACCGGUAUAAACGGUAUUAACUUUGAAACUAUAGGUCAACCGCCAUCUUAUCCGUCAACUCUCGUCUCACACUCGGUGACAGCGGCUGGCAGCGCGCCAAUUUUCUGCGUCUUAUAACGUUCUAUAUAUAAUAGUAUAAUAUCAUUUUAUAUAUUAUAAUAUCACGGCCAAAAGCUCUGUGCGCCUCCGGAUGGCCGUAGCGCGGGGAGCUCACGUAGGGAUUGGUUUGUUUACCGGCGUUGCUAUGGUUACCGGUCUUGUAAGGAAGCGCGUCAAUUCUCGGCGCGCCAAUUCUCCCGCACAGAGCAGAACUGUGGCCUAUUCUACACAUUUAAAUGUUCUUAAUGAUAAUUAUAUUAUUCAUUUUUACUGAAUUUGUUUUUUAUUACUGAAAAAAAAGAAAGAAAAAGAACUCGGUGUACCGGUAAUACCGUAUACCGCGGCAACCCUACUUGUGACCAAAAGGUUGCUAAUUCGAUCCCCAGCUGCACCUAGCUGAGUGUCGAUGUGUCCCUGAGCAAGACACUUAACCCUAACUGCUCCUGACGAGCUGGCUAUCGCCUUGCAUGGUUGACUCUGCCGUCGGUGUGUCAAUGUGUGUAUUAACCGAUGUAAGUUGCUUUGGAGAAAAGCGUCUGCUAAAUUCCCUAAUUGUAAUUGGUGAGGUAAAUACAAUCCCUAAAAACGGACAAAAAGGGUUCAAACAGAAUGGGGUAUUCUAUGGGAAACCCCGUUGCUUUUGUGUGGUUUGAUCCAUAUGUGGUCUGUUCUCGGUCCUGUGAAUGUGAACGCAGCGAUGAUGGACCGGUCCGUCCUUCGGCUCUGUGUCAAACUGUGCUAUUUUACGAUGAUGAAAUGUGUUUGUAUUGCCCAUCACUGUACGGACCCCCCCCCCCCACCAACGAGCCAUAUGUGUCGUGGAGACCUCAGCUGAGGGUCAUUUGUAAGCGUAGUCCGUCUGCCCGUCUGUCGCUGUACGUCCUCGUGAAGCUGCCCCUCGGGGGGCUUGGUGCUGUGUGUAUCUCUACUUUGGAUCUGCUUCAUGGCGGGUCUGCUUCUCUUCUUUGUUGUUCUCAGCAGCUGUAGUCUAGGUCUGAUCCUCAGAUCCGAGCCGCUCAAGUCUGAGACACCUUAGGUCUGAGGAUCAGCUCUGAGGCUCCUCAGGUCUGAAGCCCCUCAGCUCUGAAGCCCCUCAGUUCUAAGGCUCCUCAAAUCUGAGUCCCCUCAGCUGCAGAUGUUUUUCUACUCUCCUUUCUAUGGACGCCUGAUACGUGAGACGUAAAGUGUCCUUGCUAUGACUGUUAACGGAGACUCCCUCCUGGCCAUUUGAAACUCUAAUCCAUGCUGACGCUGUUCAGCGUGCUCACGUGCGUGGCACGUGAAGGACAUUAUGUUUGAAUCUUGAAAACGCAAACGUACACCUUUAAAACCCUCUGAUACAAAGAAGUUUGAGUUCAAAUUUGUCAACCAAUAAUCAGGGCCUGUGGACUAAAGAUGUUGAGCUUUUCAAAAGGAUGAAGAACCUUAUGGCUCCGCCAUCCGACAGCAUGAACCACAACGACCGACUGAAAGGUUUGAGUUACAGGGAAGUUGGAAACGCCCUGAUGUCCGUGUCAUUAAAGAGACCCAUGCCACAUGAAGGAGAGGUGUGUGGUUAUACACCAAGUCAUAUAUGUUAUGGAUACCAUGUGUUCAAUGUAUGUAAUGUACCUGUUGUGCAACAUAUAUAUGACAUGCAUGUCUUAUGUUGUAUGAUGUAGAGCGGGAGACUCGUGUUUCACCGACCCGCCAAGUAUUCGUUAUGUUUGUUUCUCUCAAAUGUGACCACAUGCACACUCUACACACGUGUAAAGUCCUUUUUUACCAAACACACACACUUACACACACAGUUUGGAAACACACCAUGACCAAAGCAUGUUUAAUGCCUUUUUUCAGAAUGACAAUCAAUACAUCCCAUAAUAAACUGUACACCGUGCUUGUGUCUCUGCCGUGCGUGUCUGUGUUCCUCAGGCAGUGAUUGGUUGAACUUAUCGUCGUGUUACAAAAAUAUUCAAACGGCUCUAUGUGAAGGAGUCGGAUCCCUUCCUCUCACCGUACUGCAGGAGAAGUUCAUCCCAAAGGCCUUAAUGUGGAUCUGCUGCUCCUCAUCUUGCUCCUUCAUAGACCCCUGAAAGGAUCACAUUCAUUCUGCAUCUGGAGCUCGGACUAACCCAGGUUACCUCUAGAGGAGCAGAACAUCUGGACGUUCUACCAGAUUAGUGUUGGUUAGUCUAGAAGCCAAACAUCUGGACGUUCUACCAGAUAAGUGUCGGUAUACUAGGAGCCAAACAUCUGGACGUUCUACCAGAUAAGUGUUGGUAGAAUAGGAGCCAAACAUCCGGA